Messenger RNA from Parathielavia appendiculata, 729 nucleotides. RefSeq lists its product as uncharacterized. NCBI's taxonomy places the organism in Eukaryota, Fungi, Ascomycota, Sordariomycetes, Sordariales, Chaetomiaceae. The record is from RefSeq and is a predicted model, not a curated record. The coding region runs from base 1 to 729 and encodes 242 amino acids. The transcript has a single exon.
AUGCAUUCUUCAAGACAGCCUGCGCAAAAGGGCCCAGAUGGAUCCCCAAUGGAGCUCGCGCUCCAAGCUUCCGAGUUGCUCCUAUCCAUGACACAAAUACACCAGAACCCACAAUCCGAAUCCGACCAAGAAGACUUGGACCAACAAGGCACCUUGUCGCCCCCACUCAUGCACUUCCCCCACUGCCGCCUCGAAGUGGCCGACUUCCCGCUCGACAACGCGGCGUCGACGACAAGCCAGGGUAAGCUGGAGCAGGUCGCCCUGCCCGGGCCCCUCGUCCGCACCUUCCUCUCUCGCUUCGAGAGCGAGCAGUUGCUUGUAUUUUCCGAGGCAGGCGGACCCCACUCAGCAUCACCACCAUCACCAUCACCAUCACCAUCACCAUCACCGACCACAUCAUCAUCAAACACGUCCUCCACGGCAAAGCCCAGCGAGAGGAGGGUGCAAGUACAGCGGCACUUUGACGACGGCGACGACUGGGUCUUUUCGCGCUGCCUGCUGGCCGACUUCACCGGCUUCCGCGACGACGAGGCCGAGGUGCUCUCGGCACAGGGCAGGCUGUGCUGCUGGGCCAGCGUGGUGCUGCAGCCUCAACAGCGGCCGAGGGAACAGCAGCAGCGACAACAGCAUGAGGGGCUGGGGCAGGUACAAGGGAAGUGGGAGCUGGGGUUCGUCGUCCAUCGGGUCGGAGUGAGGGAUCCCGAGACUGGGUGGUGCGAGUGUUUCUGA